Messenger RNA from Salvia splendens (bonfire salvia), 1057 nucleotides. RefSeq lists its product as uncharacterized. The coding region runs from base 118 to 996 and encodes 292 amino acids. The record is from RefSeq and is a predicted model, not a curated record. The transcript has 3 exons. NCBI's taxonomy places the organism in Eukaryota, Viridiplantae, Streptophyta, Magnoliopsida, Lamiales, Lamiaceae. Gene Ontology annotation, molecular function: polysaccharide binding.
UAGCAGUGCAAUAGUCAAAAAAGCAGGGAGCAAUCGACGGUCUCAAAAGCAGCGCCACACCCAAAAUUCAAACAAAUUCCUCCAUCCCUCAACCUCAAUCACAUUGAAUCCACAAAGAUGUUGGUUCGAGCAACAACAGCCUUGAUCAUCAUACUCGCAAACUUCUCCACCUCCUCCGCCUCCCUCUGCCGCACCUUCUGCAACAACAUCCCCAUCCGCCACCCCUUCGGCAUCGACGAAGGCUGCGGCGCCGCCCCCUUCCACCGCAUGCUGAACUGCUCCACCGCCGCCGGCCUCUUCUUCCUGACCCCCUCCGGGUCCUACAAGGUCCAGAGCAUCGACUACGGCAAGAAAACGGUGGUGCUCUACGACCCAUCCAUGUCGACGUGCUCCAUCCUGCAGCCCCACCGCGACUUCCUCAUCACCGACAUCCAGUCCGCCACCAUCCCCCCCUCCCCCGACACGCUAUUCCUCCUCCUCAACUGCUCCGCCGACUCCCCGCUCCUCAACCGCUACCGCUACCUCUGCGCCUCCAACUUCUCCGGCCACUCCUGCGACGAGCUCUACGCCACCUGCACCUCCUUCAAGCUCUUCCACAUGCUUUCCAACUCCACCGCCUCGCCCCCGUGCUGCUUCACCACCUACGACACCCUCAGGUAUAUGAGCAUGAACAUAUUGGACUGCUCGCAUUACACGAGUGUGUACAAUGUGGAUGAGUUGAAGGGGGUGGGGCCCCUGGACUGGCUUUACGGGAUCAAGCUGUCGUAUAGCUUGCCUGAUUUGGGGUGCGACCGUUGCUCUAAAUCCGGGGGAGUUUGUGGCUUUGAUGUUGACACUCAAGGCUUCACUUGCAUUUGCUCUUUCAACACUAAUGCUACAAGAGACUGCGGGGGUUUAUAUGUAAACAGAGGAGGAAAGAGCAAUGGAACGCCUUCAGUUGUGGGAGUAGUUGUGUUGAUUUGCAGAGCUAUAUUUUUGUCCUUGCCAACUUUGUAAUACGUUACAUCAAAUUCAAUUCUUGUGCGGCAUAAAUGAUUGAGAUGGAUACAUUACUAGA